Messenger RNA from Tetrahymena thermophila SB210, 1122 nucleotides. RefSeq names its product spermine/spermidine synthase. NCBI's taxonomy places the organism in Eukaryota, Ciliophora, Oligohymenophorea, Hymenostomatida, Tetrahymenidae. The record is from RefSeq and is a predicted model, not a curated record. The transcript has 2 exons. Gene Ontology annotation, cellular component: cytosol. Gene Ontology annotation, biological process: spermidine biosynthetic process. Gene Ontology annotation, molecular function: adenosylmethionine decarboxylase activity; spermidine synthase activity.
AUGAGCAAAAUUAAUCCUAAUGUUGACAAUAUCUAAAAUAUGGGCGCACAUAUCAUGCUCGAUUUCCACAAUGUCGAAAAAAUCGAUUUGAGUGAUGCUAAAAAAAUCUAAGGCAUUUUCGAAGCAGCUCUCAAAUUGACUGAUUGCAACGUUUGUGACAAAAGAGUUAAAGUAUUCCCUGACGGAUAAGUAUCUCUUAUUUUCUUAUUGAGUGAAUCUCAUAUGAGUUUCCACUCAUGGCCCUCUGAGAAAUGUGCAACUGUUGAUUUCUACAAUUGUGGUUAAAACAGUCGCUUUAAUUGCAGAACUGUUGAAGAAUAGCUCUGCAAUGCUUUCGGCUGGGAAUGUUGCACAUCCAACAUUAUUAUGAACCGUGGUACUGAAGCUAAGCUUAUUACUAAUGAUUACUCUCAUAAGACAGAUAUUUUCAAAGGCUUAAGAGCAAUCACCAGAGUAAGAUCUAGAUUCUAAGACAUCCGUGUCUACGAUUCUAAGUACUUAGGAAGAGUCCUCGUCAUCGAUGGCUAAGUUUAAAUGUGCAAUGGUUUACCUGAUAACUAUUCUAAUGAUAUGACUGAAACAAUCUUUAACAAGGACACUGAGUACGAUAACGUUUUAAUCAUCGGUGGUGGAGAUCUCAAAAUUGCUCAUAAGCUCUACAACGAAUACCCUAAGAUCAAAAAAAUCACUCUCUGCGAAAUUGAUCCCAUCGUUAUGGAAAUCACUGAAUAGUAUUUCCCUGAAUUGUAGCUUACAGAAGAAAUGAAGUAAAAGAUUGAAAUCAUUAAUGUUGAUGGUAGUGAAUUCCUUAAGUAAAGUGGGGAUUUGAAAUACGAUGGUGUUAUCGUUGAUUGUUCUGAUGUUUGUGGAGAUGAUUCUUUGUCUUGCUCCCUCUUCACAAACGACUUCUACAAGAGACUUUUGGGUGCUUUGAAGCCUGGUGCUUCCUUCUCUUAAAUGUUAACUAUUGAUGAAGUUAAGCCUCAAUUCAUUUCUAUGAUUGAAAACAGUGGCUUUGAAUGCAAUAUUGACUUCGUCAUCACCCAAACUCCUGAAUAUGGAAGUUGCACCCCUAUUGGUGUCGUCACCCUCCCUAAAACUUUAAGAAGCCAAAGAAAUUGA